AUGAAUACAUCUGGAAAUCCAGAGUCGGGUGCCUCUACGCCAAAUCUUCAGAACAGGCAAAUGCCUCAAAGACCUGUCUCAAUUCAACCAAGCCAAGUAAAUCAAUUAGCUCAAGCAUUAAGAAAUGAAGUUAGUUUAGCAAAGGCAGCAGGAAAUGAUAUAGCCAAGGCACAACAACAUUAUGCUAAAGCCGAAUCUAUUAAACAAGUGUUGUUGAAUUAUAGAGAUCAACAAAAUGCGAGAAAAGCUCAGCAACAACAACAAAACGUAGGUUCAUCAAACCAAAUUAAUCAACCAGCAAGUGCAGGAAUUACGCCUAUGAACAGACAGUCAUCUCCACAGCCAACUCCACAGGGUCAAUCACCCGUGCUCAACCAGACUCAACCAAUACAUCAAUCUCCCGUUAAUUCGGCUUCUCCAGCACCUACUAUCCCAGCAAGUGGUAAUAAUAAUAAUGCAGCAACAAUAGAAAAGUUUAACCAGGCGAAAGCACGCUUGAGUGAAUUUGAAAGGAAAAUUCAGCAACUUCAAAACAGCAAGAAAUCUUAUAAUUUGAAUCCUGAACAAGUAACAUCUAUAGAGAGCCAGUUAACUGAAUUGAAAAGCAAGUAUGCACAGUACCAAAGAUAUGCUAUAUAUAUCAAAUCCCAGUUAGUUGAACAAGCUAAGUCAAACGUUACAAGUGCUCCAGGGAUGAGUAAUGCUCCGACACCAGGUACUGUUGCCAAUCAGAGAGUUCCACUGACAGGUAAUAUUACGUCACAGGGUAUAAACUCUCCAUCUAUUCCGAAACAAGGAUCUCUUCCUCCUGAUGCGGGAACAUUGUCAAAUACGCAAGCAUCUAUUCCAGCUAGGGGUAAGUCAGCAUCACCACCUCCAACAAACGUAAAUGCCACGCCCAGCAAGUCUGGACCUGGUCUGCAAUCAUCUUCUCAUGGAGUACCCCCUAUUAACUUAUCUGGAAUUACAAAACCGAGUGUACCAUCAAUUCCUAUUUCUAGUUCUAUUAAUGUAAAACCUCCGACUGCAGUGACAUUGAAGCCAACGACCAACAAUAAUAGAGCCACUUUAUCGAGCGGUGUUGCCAAUGGUAUUGGUCAAAUUUUAGGAACUCCUGCUAUUCUAAAAUUACCAACUUAUGAUCUUUCAAGCUCAAGUGCUGGGGGUUCCAUCCCCGAUAAUGGUGGUAGAGUCUUAACUAAAAGGAAAUUAUCUGAACUAGUAAAUAAUAUAGGGGCUGAUGAAGGAGAUGGCAAAACUAAUAUUGAUGGUGAUGUUGAAGAACUUUUACUUGAUCUAGCAGACGAAUUCAUAACUUCAGUUACGGGUUUUGCAUGCAGACUAGCCAAGCACCGUAAAGUAGAUUCUGUUGAUGUCAGAGAUGUUCAAUUACAUUUAGAAAGAAAUUGGAAUAUUAGGAUUCCAGGAUAUGCAAUGGAUGAAAUCAGAACUACAAGAAAAUGGCAACCAAAUCCAAGUUAUAACCAAAAAGUUUCUGGUGUAGAAAUAUCUAAAUCAGUAAAUGGAAACAUUAAUUAG
Molecule: messenger RNA, 1539 nt
Organism: Debaryomyces fabryi
Lineage: Eukaryota; Fungi; Ascomycota; Pichiomycetes; Serinales; Debaryomycetaceae
Exons: 1
Coding region: 1-1539 (512 amino acids)
Biological process (GO): DNA-templated transcription initiation; RNA polymerase II preinitiation complex assembly
Cellular component (GO): SAGA complex; transcription factor TFIID complex; SLIK (SAGA-like) complex
Molecular function (GO): TBP-class protein binding; DNA binding; protein heterodimerization activity
Source: RefSeq, a predicted model, not a curated record